This is a messenger RNA of Homalodisca vitripennis (glassy-winged sharpshooter), 455 nucleotides long. RefSeq names its product prothoracicotropic hormone. The transcript has a single exon. The coding region runs from base 6 to 455 and encodes 149 amino acids. Gene Ontology annotation, molecular function: signaling receptor binding. NCBI's taxonomy places the organism in Eukaryota, Metazoa, Arthropoda, Insecta, Hemiptera, Cicadellidae. The record is from RefSeq and is a predicted model, not a curated record.
CACAGAUGCUCGCCUUCCUCCUACUAGUAGGACUUGUUUGUGUGAGGGGAGACCACGAGUUUAUCUCCGCCCUUCAAACACAACCAGUGUUGUCACAGCCCUGCUACACUUCAGAGGGGAUGGAGGAUUGCAGCAUCCUGCUGCUGGAGGAGCAUAAGCGUGGGAAUGCCGCGGAAUCUCUCCCCUGUUCCUGCGAGAACACUCCAGGCUUGCUGGAUUUGGGGAGGCAGUACUACCCCCGCUACUUGCCGACAAUGGAGUGUGGAGGACCGGGAGCCUGCUGGCCGGGACCCUACCACUGUCGCCCCCGCCACUAUGAGGUCAAGGUCCUUAAGCGGAGAGACCCUGUAGAGGAGAUAUCCAGGAGAGAUGACCUCUCACUUCCCGAAACCCUCAGGGGAGAAUGGAAAUUUGUGUUGGUAAAAGUGACUGUCUCAUGUGAAUGCUCUUUAUAA